Messenger RNA from Rhopalosiphum padi (bird cherry-oat aphid), 2232 nucleotides. It is a transcript of the gene Ent1, whose product is annotated as equilibrative nucleoside transporter 1. Gene Ontology annotation, molecular function: nucleoside transmembrane transporter activity. Lineage: Eukaryota; Metazoa; Arthropoda; Insecta; Hemiptera; Aphididae. Gene Ontology annotation, cellular component: plasma membrane. The transcript is spliced from 11 exons. The coding region runs from base 403 to 1812 and encodes 469 amino acids. The record is from RefSeq and is a predicted model, not a curated record. Gene Ontology annotation, biological process: nucleoside transmembrane transport.
UUGAACGCAAUAUUCUAAUUUUUAAUAUAAUUAAUUAUUAAUAAAUAUUAAAUAACAAUAUAUUAAUACUAAUUAUUUCAAUUUUUUUAAACUAUUUUACUAUUUUAGUUUUUUUAAUGACAUUUGUUGUAUAGUACUUAUUUGUCUGAACAGUUUAAGCUAUAGCCCAUACACUGACAAUAGGCUAUGGGCAGUGAGCCCUAUAAUUAUUAUUGAUGUUAAAUGAUUAUCAUUUCAGAACAUUUUAGUUAGCAUUUGACCGGUUAUAUUAUUUUUAAUAUGCAUGAAAUAAAUUAUUAGUACCUAUUAUAUGAUUUAUUUUAACAUUAUAAACAUUAAUUAGCUUUAUGAUGCAUUUGGUUAUUUCUUCUCGCAAAUAGUCAUUAUUGAAGUGUAUCAAGAAUGGACGAACAGGAUCCUCUUGUAUUUGUUGACACAGUCAACAAUAGACUAUUUGGGCUUCCAGAAGUAUUGGAUAAAAAUGUGGAUGAUAUAAUUGUUAAUGAAUGUGAUGCUGUCUUAACAAAACCACCAGAUCGGUACAAUUUUGGAUUUUUAAUAUUUUAUAUACUUGGCACUUGUCUUCUACUUCCAUGGUACUUUUUUAUGACUGCAAAUGAUUACUGGAUGUAUAAAUUACGAAACUUGCCAAAUGAAACCCAAGUGAUUUUUCUCCUGCCAUAUGACAAUGAUCAACAUUCAAGACUUCAAGCUAACUUCACUUCUUUUCUUACCAUUGCUGCAUCUGUUCCUAGUUCACUAACCUUAUUAUUAAAUACAUAUUUAGCUAAUAAGAUGUCAAUUCAUUUUCGAAUGAUCAGUUCAUUGAUGUUAAUGCUUAUUUUGUUCAUAAUUACCACAAUUUUAGUUAAUUUGGAUUCUGAUUCAUGGCAAAUAUUGUUCUUUAUGAUUACUUUAGGAACAGUUAUUUUAUUAAACAUAGGGAGUUCUAUAAUGCAAGGAGCUGUGUUCAAUUUAGUCAGCUUUUUUGAUAGUAGCUACAUGAAAGCAACUGUAUGUGGUCAAGCAUUGGGAGGUAUUGUCGCUGCAUUAGCUCAAAUAUUGGCUUUGUGGUGGGGUGCAUCAUCUGUCCACAGUGCCUUUGUUUAUUUCUUAUUUGCCGAUAUAUUCAUCUUGAUCUCUCUAGUAUUAUAUGCUAUUUUAGUAAAAACAAAUAUUUAUAAGUAUUAUGUUCAAGACAUACCUGCAAGCGCAUGGAUUAGACGUUCAUCUUCUACACAAUAUGCUUUACUCGGUAAUGAACAAACCCCUACAGUUAAUACAUAUGCAGUUUUAAAAAAGAUAUGGAAAUUGGGAUUGAGCACAUUUUACAAUUUUUUAGUCACAAUGUCUGUAUACCCAGCAGUUACUGUACUAAUAACUUCAGUGAACAAAGAACACACUGCCUGGACAGAUACAUAUUUUUUACCGGUGAUAGCAUAUUUGCUUUUCAGUACUUGUGAUUUCUUAGGGAGAGUUAUGUCAAACCUCAUAAGAUUGCCAGUCAAUAGUAGUUGGCCAGCCGCAAUAUUAUCUGCUUUAAGAACUAUUUUUAUUCCCUUGAUGAUGCUCUGUAAUGCUAAGCCUCGGUAUUAUUUACCUGUCUUAAUAAACAAUGAUCAGUUGUAUGCAGUUAUUAUGUCUAUCUUUGGUUUUACCAAUGGUAUAGUUUCUAACAUCACAAUGGCUUCUAUUCCCUACUUUGUUGAAAAGCAUGAACAAGAAGCAGCGAGUUCGUUGAUGAUUACAUUCCUUGGUAUUGGUAUUUCUACAGGUUCAUUGAUAAGUUUUGGCAUGGUUAAUUUACUAUAAAUUAUAAAAUGUAUAAUCUUUAAUACUACAUGUGCUAUAUUUUAUAUAUUGUUCGUUAAUUUUAAAUUUAAAUUUAUUUAAUUAUGUUAUCUACUUAUAAGUUUGACAACUAUAUUAUGUUUAUAAUUUUAUAUAUUUUUACUGUAUUCACUUUUUAUUGAACAAAACAAUUGUAAAAAUAAUUUUCAGCUAUUACAUGACUACUAAGCUUUCUCAGUUUACUUACUGAGUUAUAACUCAUGACGUUUAUAAUAUUUUUUAAUUGUAUUCUAAUAUGUAUAAUUUUUUAAGGAUUUCUGUGAAAUCAUAUAAUAUAAUUUAAUCAAAAAUAAUCAAAAAUGUAAUAAACAUUUAUAUCUUUAUCAAAUAUUUGAUAAUACCAAAAAUAAAAUUUAUUUAUUUAUCUACCAAGUAAAAUAA